Messenger RNA from Lactuca saligna, 911 nucleotides. Lineage: Eukaryota; Viridiplantae; Streptophyta; Magnoliopsida; Asterales; Asteraceae. The record is from the annotation of a GenBank genome assembly.
AUGAUUCAUAGCACGAGAAUCUUGAAUCGAUCGGUACUAUACGUCCACUUGUUCACAAAGUGUAGUGUAGGGGAGAUGGCAAUGGUUGCCAGUGAAGACGCAAUUUCCAGUGAUCACUUUGAUGGGAACAACAAAAAUCAGGUUUUCCAAACUAAUAAUGAGCGAGUGAAACUUGGAGUAAGGAGGAAGAGACGUCAAGUUGUAAUGUCAAGGUUAGGGAAGCCAUUUGCACUCAUGAGAACAUCACGAAUUAAAAAGGAUGUGAUUCCUGUUGGAAAAGAAGUUGGUGGCUACAAGAAGGCUCAGAAGCAGCAACAUAAUCAUUGGGAUGUAAAGAAAAGGAGUCAGGGAAAGAAAUCAAUAGCACAAGUCAGGGAAUCUGAAUCUGAUAACAAGGACCUUGUGGAACCAUUUGUUUCAAAGACAGUCUCAUCUGAAGAUGAAGAAGAUUCAGAAGAUGAUUUUUGUGGUAUGCGAAGCCGGCGUGAGGCAUGGUUCAAAUUAGACUUGUCCUUGCUGGGGGUAAUCCUUUUCCUCCUCUUCAUCCGGAUUAUUUUGCGGAACCGGAGAUGCGUUAAUUUUGGUCGGACAAGUUUUAUAUGAUCCACCUCCAAGCUUCUUGAUGUGUAAACCAGGAGAGGAAUAUAAGAUGUUGAUGCUACCUUUGGUCAAAACUACUGUUGACCAUCACCUUAAAAAAAACUAACUCAUUUCGUUUGCUUUGGUUUAUUUUGGUUUGAAAAAUGUCUAUAGUUUCUUUACUUCUCCUCAAAGUAUGUUGCUCUUUUUGUGGUUACUCCUACUAAAUUUUUUUCCUUGCUAUUUUUGGUCAAAUAUGUAGACUUAUCCUCAUAUUGUGAGAGAAUUAUGUUGUUGGGUGUUUAAUAGACCUUAUGUUGCAGUAUGAGGGG